AUGGCUGCCUUUGCCAGUAUAGGUUUCAUUGAACAUGCUACCACCGCGGCCAUCCGCAGUGCGGCCAUGAAGCACAGCCGCCUGGAGGGGAUCUCGUCUUUAGUGCUCCUGGGGCUACUCUGCCUCGCAGCUGCUUUGGGGGCCCUCCUCUUGCUGGCCAAGCCUUGGGAGACAUACCAGACGUACGAUGACGGCAGGACGAAGUCCGUCGACAAAUGGACCAUCGACGUUUGGAUGGUGUUUCUAGGCUACAGCGCCGUCUUUGCAUUCGGGCCCUUGGCACUGGCACUGGUCCUGGUGCUACAAAAUGUCCUCCAUCCUUGGCAGUGGGAGCCGGCUGAAACUUCGGAUGUGGAAACCAGCUCUGAGGGCACUGGCAACUUUGAGCUUGAAGGUAGCAGCGGCAGCACAAGCUCGGCCUCUGCAACUCCUGCCUCGACCUCGCUGUGUGCGACUUCCCGGUGCCUAAGGCUGGUCGUGAUCCUAGUCUUCCUCUGGGCAUGCUUCCUUUUUACAGCUGCGAUGACGCCGAUUUGGAACUUCUCCAUGAACUCCUACUUCAAGAGUGUCUCGAAGUACGCGAUGUUUUACUGGCCUGUCGGCCAACUACCAUGCUCGAUCCUGGGGGGCAGUGGAGAGGCAAACUGCGUGGGCCAUGGCCUCUGCAGGGAGAUUUCACACUGGCUGCCAGGAUUUCAGGUGGGAGUGGACGCGUGCCCAUGGUUCUCCUUCAAGCCCUUCCCCGACUGCGCCUUGUAUUAUGGAUUCCUGACGCUCUUCGUCCUCUGCGGUGCGCUGGCGCACACGCGCCCGAUCUCAUGGAUGGCAAAACGCCACAUCGCAGGCCCCAGGCGACUCCCAGGUUUUCUGAACCCGUUCCCAGACGGCCUCUCGCUCCUGGAAGCUGUCAUGGUGCUCAUCCUCGCCCUGUUCUUCGCAG
Molecule: messenger RNA, 940 nt
Organism: Symbiodinium necroappetens
Lineage: Eukaryota; Dinophyceae; Suessiales; Symbiodiniaceae
Source: the annotation of a GenBank genome assembly